AAACUGCGCACGCGCAAAUACUGCGAUAAAAAAAGAUUGAGGAUUGAGUUGGACUGCGGUCACCGUGGUUCUGUGUGAAUGGAGACAAACGGGAAUAGAAUUUAAACACGUCAUCUGAGGACCUGAGGGUUAACGCUGCGUUUAAACGUUAGUUUGAAGAGAAGAAGACUGAAGACAGAAAAGAAAUGCCAGAAAUAGUAUUGGUCACGUGACGCCGACUGGCCAACCGCAGCAACGGGGGACGCGGACGCUUUACUCUUUGUUCGGAUAUUUUUCUGACUUUUUCUACAAAUCCGGUCUUAAAAUGCGCCCAAACCACAUCGUCAGAACAAGAUGACGGCUACCGUAAUUAACCACGAUAUAUUUGGUGACACCGUGAAAUGCGACGUAGUUGGAGAAUGAUGGAGAAGCACUUUUUGGGCGGAAUUUAGUCACAUGACUCCCCUCCCCCACUGCGCGCAUGAAUUGGGAAAGAAGGCGGACAUGUUGGAGGGAAAUUGGUGCUCAAAGAGCAUCGAGGUGAAAGACAAGAAGAUUAUUCGAAGAAAAAAAACAGCCACACUUUUUGGAAUUUACCUUUUUGUAUUUUUCAUUUAGAAAUUUAAAUGUUUUUACAGGUUUUUUUCACUUUUGGUUAAAAGUUGAAACUUUUUCAACGACGUCACACUUAUGUUGUUUCUCUCUCUGUGUGUUUUAACAUGUUGUACUGUAAAUGGUCGAGUUGUUUGUUCGGUUGUUCCACUGAGUGACAUUGCAGAGCGUUAACUUCGGUGUGGGGGAUGGGCGCCUGUGAUUAGGUAACCCCUUUGUCUACCAACGUGUUUGUUGGGUUUAUCUGGUUGUUUUGCUUUCCUUUCACCGUAUGAACCAGUUGCCGUGACAUUUAUUUACAGUAAUUGUGAGAAAUUGUCAAUCAAUGGAUUACGAUCAACCACAGAUAUUUAGUGCGAGGUUGGAUCAUGAACUGACGUCUGUUAAAAUCAAAGUUAUUUCCGCCUUAAUCGGUUUUUGACGUCGCUGCCUCGUGUGUAUGGACUUCGACAAACUAGCUGUUUGACUGCAGUCAUCGGUAAAAAUGCUGUCACUUGUGGAGUCCGUGAGGUUGAUCUAAGACGACUUCGUUUCAAAAGGGUUAGUACUGUAGUCCACUACCCAGCUGCCGAGUGUUCAGUUUCUUCUAACGCUUUAUUUUUGUUCAAUUGUGUUAUUUUGUGAGAUAUGCGUAUAUAACUCAUUAGUGAAAUCGGAUUAAAUGUCCUAGUUUUCGUCAAAAGUUGUGGUUAUCUUAACUAAUCGCUAUUUCUUUACAUCUGACGUGGUCUUUACACUUAUUUCGACAGCAGUUGUUAUUUUCAUGGGAUCUAAAGAUGGCGACCUAACCCUGUUGUUCAGAAAGAAAUGCGGAUAUUCUGGUUAGAGGAGAGUUCGUGGGCUGCGCGUGAUCUGAGGCAAGACCAAUCAGAUUGUUGUUGUUCGAUGUGGAAGCCCGCGUUUCGACUUCUUCAACCUAUCGAUGACUUUGCUUUGCACACGUUUACGUAUUGUAACAUGAGAAGGGGAGGGACUUGCGGUUCCCUUUCAUUUUGGAAACUGUCGAAUGAGCUCUUUGCAGACAGUAACGUAUCCUUUGUGUCGCAGCGACUGGACCAAUAGCGUCGCUCGUUUAGCUUGACAGACAGGCGAUGCUUGCAAAUAGGUCGGGCCGAGAGGCUUUCCCUGCCACUGUCCGUUUCAGGGGCGUGGUGAGUUUGAUUGACCUUCGGAGCACCCAAUAGAAGCCGAAUGGGCGUGCACUUUGCAAGGCGUUCCUCCAAUAAAGCAAACAGUCUGUCUAUAAAAUGACGGGUGUAUCCGCUGCGUCGCCAUUUCAGCGAGGCGAAGGAAGGGGUUCUUGUUGAGGAGGUGAACAGCGAGCCCGAAGACCAGAGACGGAUCCCGGUCUGGGUCUAAACUCUAAAUGCAAUCCGGUUCCAUCCUGAUGGAAAUGGCCGUUAACCCACCCCUUGACAGCUCUCUCAUUGGAGUUGACAUUAGUAUAAUGGGCGUGUCAGCGAUGGACCAGAACUCCAGCAUGGCCGGAAAACGCAUUCGAAAGCCGUCCCUGCUCUACGAAGGCUUUGAGAGUCCAGGCAUGCCCCCCGUCAGCCACAUCACCCCCACGGGACCCCCGCAGCCCCCGGUGAAAGACCCCACCCGCCAGUGGAGGAUGACGAAUCAACUUCAGUUCCUACAGAAGGUCCUCCUCAAGUCCCUGUGGAGGCACCACUUCGCCUGGCCCUUCCACGAACCCGUGGACGCAGCGAAGCUCAACCUGCCUGACUAUCACAAAAUCAUCAAAACCCCAAUGGACAUGGGGACGAUAAAGAAGAGACUGGAGAACAACUACUACCGCACGGCCAGCGAGUGCAUGCAGGACUUCAACACCAUGUUCACCAACUGCUACAUUUACAACAAGCCCACAGAUGACAUCGUCCUCAUGGCUCAGUCCUUGGAGAAAGCCUUCCUGCAGAAAGUGGCUCAGAUGCCACAAGAGGAGCUGGAGCUCUCCCCCCCGCCCCUGCGGAGUAAACCCACCAAGACCGGUCGAAAAGGCCGAGGGAGUGCAGUCUCUGGGGGAGUGACCACAGCCCACCAGGUUCCUGCCGUCUCCCAGUCAGCAUACUCGCCUCCCACUCCAGAAACCCCCGACUCCAUCGUCUCCACCCCCCCACAAACUCUCAUCAGCAAGAGUCUACACACCCUGCUUCCUCCUGCGCACAACCUCCCGACCAUCACCGGUCUGCCCCCCACCCAGCCCACUGCUAAGAAAAAAGGUGUGAAGAGAAAGGCUGACACCACCACCCCCACCACAGUGGCCAUGCCCAUCAUGAACACCAUGGGGGUCAGCGGCAUCAGCCUGGGGCUGGGUGACGGCCGGAACUCCCCGCUCACAUUGACCUCCCUCGGCAUGGACCACGGCUCCGGCCUCCCUCUGAACCAGGGACUGGGUCUUGGCCUCGGACUGGGGAUGGAUAUUGGGAUGGGCGUGGGCCGUGGGGGGGUCAUGAUGGAGACCAAGGCGACGGCGAAUAGCAGGAGGGGGGUGAGCGGCCGUCCCAUUAAGCCCCCGAAGAAGGACCUGCCGGACACCAUGCUCCCCACGCCGGUGCGCCGCAGUAAGCUGAGCCCCCAGCUGCGUUACUGCAGCAGCGUGCUGAAGGAGCUGCUGUCCAAGAAACACGCCGCGUACGCCUGGCCCUUCUACAAACCCGUGGACGCCACCACACUUGGUCUCCACGACUACCACGACAUCAUCAAGCAGCCCAUGGACCUCAGCACCAUCAAGAGAAAGAUGGACAGCAGAGAGUACCGUGAGGCCCAGCAGUUCUCUGCUGACGUCAGACUGAUGUUCUCCAACUGCUACAAGUACAACCCUCCAGAUCACGAUGUCGUUUCCAUGGCACGAAAACUCCAGGAUGUCUUCGAGUUUUGCUUUGCAAAGAUGCCAGACGAGCCUCCGGCCCCGCCCAGCUCCUCCUCGUCGUCUUCCUCCUCAUCGUCCUCCUCGGAGAGCGAGCUCAGCAGUGAGAGCGAGGACAGCGACAGCAGCCGCAGCUCCGACUCUGAGGAGGAGCGGGCCAACCGACUGGCAGAACUGCAGGAACAGCUGAAGGCUGUGCACGAGCAGCUGACGGCGCUCUCCCAGGGCCCCAUCAUCAAACCCAAGAAGAAGAAGGAGAAGAAGGACAAGAAGAAGAAGAAGAAGGUGGAGAAGGAGAAGGAAAAGGAGAAGGAAAAGGAGAAGCACCUUCGGAUGGAGGAGGAUCUGCUGCCCCCCCCCAAACCUGUCAAGACCCCCAAGGUCAUCAAGACCCCAAAGACCAAGAGCAGCCGGCCAGCAGUGGGCGCUCCCGUCAAUCCAGUGAAGAAGGCGCCCAGCAAGAAAAACAAGAGCAAAACCAAAAAGCCCAGUAUGAUUUUCAGCGCUCCGGUUCCUGACCACAGUCUGGUCGUCGGCCACUUCGACUCUGAGGAAGAGGAGGAGACGGCGCCCAUGUCCUACGACGAGAAGCGUCAGCUCAGCCUGGACAUCAACAAGCUGCCCGGGGAGAAGCUGGGCCGCGUCGUCUACAUCAUCCAAUCACGUGAGCCCUCGCUCAGAGACACCAACCCAGAGGAGAUAGAGAUCGACUUCGAGACCUUGAAGCCGUCCACGCUGCGCGAGCUGGAAAGAUACGUCAUGACGUGUCUGCGGAAAAAGCCCAGAAAGCCUUACACAAGUACCAAGAACAGUGCUGGGAAGUCCAGGGAGGAGCUGGCUCUGGAGAAGCAGCUGGAGCUGGAGAGACGGCUGAUGGACGUCAGUGGUCAGCUCAACUCUGGGAAGAAGCCCGUGAAGACCAAACCAGAGAAACCAGCUGCUGAGACUCACACUCAGCCGUCACGUCUCAGCGCCAGCAGCUCCUCCUCGGCCUCUUCCUCUUCAUCUUCCUCCUCCUCUUCUUCGGAUACCAGUGACUCCGACUCUGGUUGAGAACUUCUGGACCGGAGUCUGGUCAAGACCGACCGACAGAAGCAGAACUGGUCCGACUCAAACUGGCCCCAGGACCUAGAAAGGAAGUGGUCUGUGACCUGGGCUAAGAUCAUCCAUCCAGUCCUGGACGCACUGACCUCAGACCAGAUCCACGGAUGGAUGACUUGUCAUCAGGCCCCGCCCACUUCUCUGGUACAGCGGCUGUGAGGGAUGCUCCGCCUCCUUCAGAAGACAGAGGGCAGUGUCAUGUGAUAUGCCUGGGGGAGGGGUGGGGGGGGAGUAAAGGUGCUUGAGGCAGAAUCCUGUUGACCUUCUGGAUUUAAGUUUUCCUGUCCUGGCUGUGCUCCCUGUCCCGGUGAUGUAGAGACACCUGGUGGACACCUGUAAAUAAAUAAAUCUAUUCUUUUCUUUUAUAAAGAAGCAUUUUGUGGAGCGAAUGUUCCUGAUUCUGGGAACGAGGAACUGGAGUUCAUGUGUGUGAAUGAGUAUGUGUGUGUGUUUGGCACCAACAAAUCCUUCACAUCUACCUAUGGUCUAAACAGUGUGAGAAGCAGUUAGCCACUAGGGGGCGAUAACACGUGAUAAAAAUCAACAGUCAAACCAAAAACAGACAUUUCAACUAAACUGUUUAAAAAAAUUAAGCAAAAACUGAUUUGGUUUUACAACUAGUGAAAAAAAUUAAAAAGUGGUGACUGUAAAAGUAACAGUUGGCCACAAGAGGGCGUCAGCACAAAUUUCAAAGAGUAAAGGAAGUAAAGCAAAUUUUUACAUAAAGAUCACAUUUUUACAUAAAGGAUGGAAAUGACGUAACACAUCUGUACCUGAACACACACACACACUCUUCAUUCAUCUCUGUUGUGUUGUUUUCCUCGUGAUCAUUGUUAAUAAAUCGUGAGGGAACAUCCUGUCACUUCACCUGUG
This is a messenger RNA of Cynoglossus semilaevis (tongue sole), 5434 nucleotides long. It is a transcript of the gene brd2a, whose product is annotated as bromodomain containing 2a. The coding region runs from base 1958 to 4513 and encodes 851 amino acids. Gene Ontology annotation, cellular component: nucleus; chromatin. The record is from RefSeq and is a predicted model, not a curated record. The transcript has 12 exons. Lineage: Eukaryota; Metazoa; Chordata; Actinopteri; Pleuronectiformes; Cynoglossidae. Gene Ontology annotation, biological process: regulation of DNA-templated transcription; chromatin remodeling.